AUGUCCGUCGAGAUCGAUCCUCAGGAGCUCGGCUUCCACCGGCCCUUCACGGUCGAAGUCUCGGAAGUCUUAAGGAUCAGAAACCCCAAUACCUACCCGGUUGCUUUCAAGACAUGUGUGAUCAGAUACUGCGUCAGGCCCAACUCUGGCCGAGUCGAGCCGGGCAAGGAGGUGGAAGUUGCAGUCAUCCUCCAGGCUAUGAAGCAAGAACCCCCUAUGGAUACGAAAUGCCGAGACAAGUUUCUGGUCCAGUCCGUUGCCAUUACUGGGGACAAGGAGUUCACCAAUCUGGCGUCGAUCUGGGAUGCUAUCGACAAAUCAUCUGUAGUAGAGCGAAAAAUCCGAGUCGUGUUCCAGCCCCCGAAGGGUUCUGGUGCAGCAUCAAACCUCGAGACCCCGGAUCGAAGGUCCACGACCAACGGCGCCGAUGCGACACCUGAUGUGGCUCCCCCGGCCUAUUCAUCACCCGGCGACUUUGCACCCAGCCAAACAGAACCGAAGUCCUCGAUGGACGACAAGGAGUUCCAGCACGCAAGCUCUCCCUCGGGUGCAGGAGUCGCACCCCUGGUUGCAAUCCCGACUAGCGACCCGAGCCGCGACGACCUGAAGCAACAACUUGCCCAAGCGGAGAGGAUGAUCGCAGAGCUGAAACAAGACCAGGGAGGACUGAGGCAGCGAAAGGCCGGAAACACGGAGGAGAAGCCAGCCAGCAAGCCGGCCGAACUCGCUCAGGCGGUACGAGGCACCGAGGGCGUACCCAUCCAGAUCGCGGCGGUCCUGUGUUUGUUGAGCUUCCUGCUCGCUUACCUCUUCUUUUAG
Molecule: messenger RNA, 819 nt
Organism: Anthostomella pinea
Lineage: Eukaryota; Fungi; Ascomycota; Sordariomycetes; Xylariales; Xylariaceae
Source: the annotation of a GenBank genome assembly